Molecule: messenger RNA, 1108 nt
Organism: Sphaeroforma arctica JP610
Lineage: Eukaryota; Ichthyosporea; Ichthyophonida
Exons: 3
Cellular component (GO): cytoplasm; plasma membrane
Molecular function (GO): protein binding
Source: RefSeq, a predicted model, not a curated record
UUUAGUGCUGUCCAGGAUGACCAACCGAGUGAAGAGAUCAAUGGCGUAACUCUUCAAUGGGUAGAAGAUCGCAUCCACGUUGUGACUGUUAAACCAAAGUCUCGAGCCGAACGUGCAGGUCUCUUUGUUGGCGAUGAAAUUCUCGAGGUUAAUGGUGUGACGAUAGAUAUCGGAUAUCCACCCGAAGCCGUGUCAAACUUACUCGCAGCGUCCGGGGCCGUAAAAAUAACCAUCCGUGAUGGUCCCACACAAUCGCUGACCAUAGAGAGAGGCCACGAGAGAGAGAGAAUUGGCAUUAGUUACGAUGGUGGCUUGGUCACCAGGACCGCGCCUGAUUCGCCGGCAACUCGACACCGCGUACCCACGGGUCUUGGCAUUGUAGAGGUGAAUGGCAAGUCUGUUAUGGGCAAGAGUGACAAGGAUAUCAUGCGCAAACUGGACAAGACUAAAGGAACUUUGAGUCUGACGCUUAUGGAUGGCGCCCUGUCAUCUGAGAUUAACCGAAACAUGUCGCCAAGACCCAAGGACGUCCGACGAGUGGGUACCCCUCCCGCCAUUCUGUCGCGAUCGUUUGAGGCUCUCAGACGAUUUAACUAGAUUUUGGCAUCUACUGCGUUAUCUUUUACCAAUAUACUUUGUAAGAUGUUGUUUUAGCACGGCUACUCUUGCUUAGUAUCGCCGUGUUGCUAUUGAGAAAGUGCGCAGUAUAUCCAAUUCUACCGAUAGUUUAAAGUUUGACACAAAUCGACAUUAUUGUUGUCCACACCCAAGGAAGUUGCCUGACAACAAAGCUCUAGUACAGUGUGUGGCUGGCUCCGUAGGAUGCUAACAACAAAGCGAUUGUGAGUAAAAAGCAUAUAUAUGUAUUCAACAACAGAAGACAGGUGACGUGCAAACCCGACCGUGAUUCACUGCACUUAUCUAUCGGAAACUUCUGUUGGUUUGCAUACUAUCGGUGGAAAGUUUCAUAUAGCGACCUCGCAGCCCCGAUUUGUAAAACAAAGGGUACAGCUACUACGACUCGACGUUCGAGCGGAGGUAUCUCAGUGCAAAUUGAGCAUAAAGGGGCAAGUAUCGAUUUUUUAGGAAAUAAACUCGUAAGCCCUAA